ACUAAGUGCAGCGGAGGUAAAAAACAGCACGAGAAGCAGGCUAAAAAUGGCGGAGGCAGGUAACGGGUCUCCUCCUGCAGUUUCUCAGGAAUCCAUUGAUGGGUCUCCUGCUGAAGUUUUAUUGGACAUGGAUGUCAGCAAUGUCGAAGACCAGCCUACAGACACCAGUUUGGACAAUCAGUCAGAAACACAUAUGGAUGAGAAACCUUACAUGUGUGGGGAGUGUGGAUUCAGGACAAAAUGGAAGUGUAAUUUAUCCCAACAUAUAAAAACUCAUACCGGUGAAAGACCCUACAAGUGUGGGGAGUGUGGGUACAGGACAGUUAGAAAAUAUAUAUUAUCUAUACAUAUGAGAACUCAUACAGGAGAAAAACCCUACAAAUGUGACCAGUGUGACUAUUCUGCAGCACGGAAGGACCAUUUGGACAACCACCUAGCCUUAAAACACACUGGUGACAAACCCUACAAAUGUGGGGAGUGUGGGUACGGGACAACUCGAAAGUUCCUGUUGUCCAAUCAUAUGAAAACCCAUACAGGUGAAAAACCCUACAAGUGUGACCAGUGUGACUAUUCUGCAGCACAUAAAGGCAAUUUGGACAAGCACCAUCGAGCAAAACACACCAGUGAGAAACCCUACAAAUGUGGGGAGUGUGGGUACAGGACAGCUCACAAGUCUUGCUUAUCCCUACACAUGAGAACCCAUACAGGUGAAAAACCCUACAAGUGUGACCAGUGUGACUAUUCUGCUGCACAGAAAAACCAACUGGACAACCAUUUAGCAAUGAAACACACCGGUGAGAAACCCUACAUGUGUGAGGAGUGUGGGUACAGGACAGCUCACAAGUUUCGCUUAUCCCAACACAGAAAGACCCAUUCAGGUGAAAAACCCUACAAGUGUGACCAGUGUGACUAUUCUGCUGCACAGAAAAAACAUUUGAAGUACCACCUAGCCAAACACACAGGUGAGAAACCCUACAAGUGCGGGGAGUGUGGAUACAGCGCGGUUCAAAAGGCUCACUUGUCCUUACACAUGAGAACUCAUACAGGUUUGAAACCCUACAAGUGCAACCUGUGUGACUAUUCUGCUGCAUUGAAAGGCAGUUUGAACAUACACCAUCAAGCAAAACACACUGGUGACAGACCCUACUUGUGUGAGGACUGUGGGUACAGGACAGCUCGAAAGUCACACUUAACCCUACACAUGAGAACCCAUACAGGUGAAAAACCCUACAAAUGUGACCAGUGUGACUAUUCCUCUGCACAGAAAAAUAAUUUAGACAACCAUCUAGCACAACACACUGGUGAGAAACGAUACAUGUGUGAAACGUGUGGCUACAGGACUAAUCGGGUGGAGACCUUAUCGAGUCAUAGGAAAGCUCACUCUGGUGAGACUCGUGAAAAGCGUUACAUGUGUGAAAUAUGUGGAUACAGGACAGCUAAAAAGUCUGACCUUACCCGGCACAUGAACAGCCACACAGGUGAAAAACCCUACAAGUGUGACCAGUGUGACUAUUCUGCUGCACACAAAUCUACUUUGGACCAACAUCUAGUAAAUCACACCGGUGAGAAACCCUACAUGUGCAAUGUGUGUGGCUACAGGACAGCCCAUAAGUCUCACUUAUCCCAACAUCAUGCAAGUCAUGCAAUUGACAAACCCUACAAGUGUGACCAGUGCGACUAUUCUACUGUACGGAAAAGGCAUUUGAAGGCACAUCAAGUAAAGCACACGGGUGUAAAACCCUACAUUUGUGAGGAAUGCGAGUUCACAACAGCUUGGAAGUCGCACUUUACAAUACACAUGAAAAGUCACACAGGCGAAAAACCCUACAAGUGUGACCAUUGUGACUAUUCUACUGCACUGAAAAGCUAUUUGAAAGACCAUCUACUAAAGCACACGGGUGAGAAACCCUACAAGUGUGACCAGUGUGACUUUUCUGCUCUACGGAAAGGCCAUUUGAAAGAUCAUCUAGCCAAACACAUGGGUGUAAAACCCUACGUGUGUGAUGAGUGUGACUUCAGGACAUUUUGGAAGUCUUACUUAACCCAACACAUGAAAACUCACACUGGUGAAAACCCCUAAAGUGUGACCAAUUGUGAUUUUUUUCUAUUCUGCGGACAAAUUCACUUUGGACAUCCAUUUAGCAAAACCCCCACACGUGUGGGGAUUGCGGGUACAUGACAAGUCCAACUUUUCCAGCUCGACCAAACAUAUGACUGAGACUCCGUGUCAGUUUGAAAUCUUGACCAAAAAAUCUUAUCAAUCUGCAUGCAGGAAAUAAGUCUACCAACACAUCUCGUAUCAAAAUGCAAGGUGACGAAACCCUACAUGUAUGAGAAAUACAGGUACUAGGUACAGCAGGCCUGAGGUACAGGACACCCGGAGAGUCUAAAUUCUCCAUACCUAUGAGGAUCUCCUGUUAGAAACCUUUUAAAUGUGACUAUUGGGCAGCAUGGAAGUCCAAUUGUACAGGACUUUGUAACAUUUGCACUUCAGUGUAACGGCUGUACAUCAAGUCAAAUGCUGUGAUGUUUAUUUGCUCACCUAUUUACUAACCUAUACAAUAUACAUGUAUAUAUAUUGGUAUAACACUAACAUUAGUUAUGCUAAACCAGUGUUAAUCAUUAUGAAAAAUUGUAAAAAAGGUUUGUGUGAUGUU
Messenger RNA from Branchiostoma belcheri (Belcher's lancelet), 2657 nucleotides. Its product is annotated as zinc finger protein 845-like. NCBI's taxonomy places the organism in Eukaryota, Metazoa, Chordata, Leptocardii, Amphioxiformes, Branchiostomatidae. Gene Ontology annotation, molecular function: DNA-binding transcription factor activity, RNA polymerase II-specific; RNA polymerase II transcription regulatory region sequence-specific DNA binding. Gene Ontology annotation, biological process: regulation of transcription by RNA polymerase II. Gene Ontology annotation, cellular component: nucleus. Bases 47 to 2080 code for a protein of 677 amino acids. The record is from RefSeq and is a predicted model, not a curated record. The transcript has 2 exons.